CGAAUAGGCAACCAAGUAAUACCCUGCAUCAAACAAAACAUAACGAGAAUGUUAAACACGAAAAUGUAGAACUGAUGAUCAACUUCUGCACGAAUAACGAACUAAGAAUAAACUACACAUUUUUUGACCACAAAGAACAACACAAAUAUAUAUUUAAUAACACCCGUGGACAAAGAUCUAUGAUAGAAUAUAUUAUAACCAACAGAGAUAUACAUCCAUCAAAAUUAAUUGACGUAAGAUGUCUCAACUCAGCAGAUGUAGGUAGCGACCAUAGCCAGUAUUAUGUAAAAUAAGCUUAAUCCUGAAAUACUUUCCACCCAAGAGAGCGGCGUCAACAAAAACAAAAAUCAAAGUCGAAGGACUAAAUACAGAUUCGACGUAAUACUUAUACAGGAUAAGAACAUCAGAGAAGAUCACUGGGAAUGAAAUAUUAGAAAACGAUAACAUCGAGGAAAGCUGGGAAAAACUAAAAAAUAAUAUAAUUAACGCAGCAACAGAAUCACUUGGAGAGAGGAAAGUAACAAACACUAACAU
Messenger RNA from Diabrotica balteata, 534 nucleotides. The record is from the annotation of a GenBank genome assembly. Lineage: Eukaryota; Metazoa; Arthropoda; Insecta; Coleoptera; Chrysomelidae.